GCGAGCCGCCAAAACAAUCCCAAAUAAGAAGAAGAAGAAGAAUUAGGAAGCGGCAUUUCCGCUCUACCAUGCAAACACGAUUCUCACUUCCUUUUCAGUUUUAGGUCUCCUCUCGUGCUGAUCUGCUAUGCGUGGGCUACAACGAUAAUAAGUUAACUUGUUAGCUAACUUGCCCCUCGAGGGAUAAUUGUUGCAUCCAAAAUCUCCUACUCGCAUAACCAAAUUGCACAGACAUAUUUAGGACAUGCCGAACAUCGUGCUUUUCAGCGGGAGCUCCCACCAAGACCUGUCACAAAAAGUGGCUGAUCGCCUCGGACUGGAAUUGGGGAAAGUGAUAACGAAGAAAUUCUCCAACCAAGAAACAUGCGUGGAGAUCGGGGAGAGCGUGCGCGGCGAGGACGUCUACAUUGUGCAGAGCGGCUGCGGCGAGAUCAACGACAACCUGAUGGAGCUGCUGAUCAUGAUCAACGCGUGCAAGAUCGCCUCGUCGUCCCGAGUCACCGCCGUCAUCCCCUGCUUCCCCUACGCCCGGCAGGAUAAAAAAGACAAGAGUCGCGCUCCCAUCUCAGCCAAGCUGGUGGCCAACAUGCUGUCUGUAGCCGGCGCCGACCACAUCAUCACAAUGGACCUCCACGCCUCGCAGAUCCAGGGAUUCUUCGACAUCGCCGUGGACAACCUGUAUGCAGAGCCCGCGGUCCUCCAGUGGAUCCGGGAGAACAUUCCAGAGUGGAAGAACAGCUGCAUUGUGUCCCCUGACGCUGGAGGAGCCAAACGAGUGACCUCCAUAGCUGACCGUCUGAAUGUGGAGUUUGCCCUCAUCCACAAGGAGAGGAAGAAGGCCAACGAGGUGGACCGCAUGGUCCUGGUCGGAGACGUGAAGGACCGCGUGGCCAUCCUGGUCGACGACAUGGCCGACACCUGCGGCACCAUCUGCAAAGCUGCUGAGAAAUUGAUUGAUGCCGGUGCGAUCAAGGUCUAUGCUAUCCUCACGCACGGCAUAUUUUCCGGUCCGGCCAUCACGCGCAUCAACGAUGCUCCCUUCGAGGCCGUGGUGGUCACCAACACCAUCCCCCAGGAGGAGAAGAUGAAGUCGUGCCCAAAGAUACAGAUCAUAGAUAUAGCCAUGAUCCUGGCCGAGGCGAUCAGGAGAACCCACAACGGCGAGUCGGUGUCCUACCUCUUCAGCCACGUUCCCUUGUAAAGGAUGGCCACGAGCAGAGGCCACAGCAGCCAUUUCCUCUCCUCAUGGUCCAAUCAGCUCGCACCUUCAAUGACCCCCGCCCUCCCUGAAGUCCUUAAACCCUGACGGUUUGGGCCAAUUACAUGUGACCGAUUCCUGAAGGCCACGCCCACUUUCCCAGCUCCGUUGUUCCGUGUGGAGACCCAAGAAAGAGUAUCACCUCCUCUGAGACCAGCAAGUUUCUAUUUAUGCGUAUUACCAUGUUAAGAUUUCCUUACUGUGUUUGUUUCAAUAUCAUGCUUUGCCAGCCUUGCCACCCAAGGGAUCUGGCUGUCGUUUUAACCGAAGGUCCAUUGCCUAACAAUGUUCCUGUUUGUUGUACCUCAUUUUCCUUCCAUUUCACUAUAAAUGAAAGCAUUCCAUUGUGUGAUGUCACUUCUUGAUUCAUCUGACUGUUCUAACCUGCUCUCUGGAGAAUCUGCAACGCUGCUGGUUUUAGAGGCACCUUUGUUUCAUCAAUACACACCGAUUACGAAAUACCAGGGUCCUAUUCACUAGACUAAAAACAGUAGCAAAUGGGGAGGGACUAUCUGUACAAUAAGAAAUGCCUGUCUUAAUUUUCUGUUGCAGGAUUUUUUGCUACGGUGUGUGCUAAUCAAUGCCACCUAGGGUUGUUUAGUCAUCAACGACUGAUUUUGUUUUUGAUUUCUUUAUUUCUUUAACCAGCAACAUUUUUGGUUAGUGUGGGACUUUUUUCUCUCAAAAAAAUCUAGAGUAGAGGCUGUAUUUGUUCAACCAGUAAAUAGAUUCCUACAUAAUGUUUAAGCAUCUAUCUAGCAUUGUCUUCUUAACGUCCCAAUAUUGUAUCAUGGAAUUCAAUUCAGAUAUGAGAGAGACCGUUUGGAAGCAUUUCCACAAUUUCUGGCAUUCUAGUUUCAAACAUUAUUUCGUUAGUGCCACGUUACAAGGCCAAAUCUGAUUUGCCAUUUUAGUUUCCUUCAUUUAGUAUGCCCCUGGUGGUGCACUCCCUCUUGUGACGGACU
Oncorhynchus mykiss (rainbow trout) is the source of this 2223-nucleotide messenger RNA. Its product is annotated as ribose-phosphate pyrophosphokinase 2. Gene Ontology annotation, biological process: 5-phosphoribose 1-diphosphate biosynthetic process; purine nucleotide biosynthetic process. The record is from RefSeq and is a predicted model, not a curated record. NCBI's taxonomy places the organism in Eukaryota, Metazoa, Chordata, Actinopteri, Salmoniformes, Salmonidae. Gene Ontology annotation, molecular function: ribose phosphate diphosphokinase activity; magnesium ion binding; ATP binding. Gene Ontology annotation, cellular component: cytoplasm; ribose phosphate diphosphokinase complex.